AUAGAAUAAUAUUAUAAAAUUCUGAUGAGCCCCCUUGUUUCAUCUGAUUCUCUCUGGUUCGCACUGCAGCUUGAGUGUGCAAACACACACUCUUCACAUUUGUAUCUAUCUGUAUCUAUAUUAUAUACAGUACAAUUCAAGAGCAGAUCUGUUUAACAAUUCUUCAUUGUGCGUGUGCAUAUAUAUUAUAUAUACACACAGACAGAAUAGAGGUGGAAGUAGAAGAAAGAUGAAUGUGGAUCUGGCUGCAUCAAACUCUCAUGGAAAUCUUGAUCAACAAAUUGCUCAGCUUAUGCAGUGCAAACCCUUAUCAGAGCCUGAGGUUAGGGCUUUAUGUGACAAGGCUAAGGAGAUUCUAAUGGAGGAAAGUAAUGUACAGCCUGUAAAAAGCCCUGUAACCAUCUGUGGAGACAUCCAUGGGCAGUUUCAUGAUCUAGCUGAACUCUUCCGCAUUGGAGGAAAGUGUCCAGAUACAAAUUACUUGUUUAUGGGCGAUUAUGUGGAUCGUGGCUAUUAUUCUGUUGAAACUGUGACGCUUUUAGUGGCUCUGAAAGUGCGAUAUCACCAGCGAAUUACAAUUCUCAGAGGAAAUCAUGAAAGCCGUCAGAUCACUCAAGUGUAUGGUUUUUAUGAUGAAUGCCUCCGGAAGUAUGGCAAUGCUAAUGUUUGGAAGAUAUUUACGGAUCUUUUUGAUUACUUUCCGCUGACAGCUCUGGUUGAAUCGGAGAUAUUCUGUCUGCAUGGUGGAUUAUCCCCAUCUAUUGAAACACUUGAUAACAUCAGAAACUUUGAUCGUGUUCAAGAAGUCCCACAUGAAGGCCCAAUGUGUGAUCUUUUGUGGUCUGACCCAGAUGAUCGAUGUGGUUGGGGUAUAUCCCCGCGUGGUGCUGGAUACACUUUUGGCCAAGACAUAUCUGAGCAAUUUAACCACACCAACAGCCUGAAGCUUAUUGCUCGAGCUCAUCAGCUGGUUAUGGAGGGAUAUAACUGGGGACAUGACCAAAAAGUGGUGACGAUCUUUAGUGCACCAAAUUAUUGCUAUCGGUGUGGAAACAUGGCAUCUAUAUUGGAAGUCGAUGACUGCAACGGCCAUACGUUUAUUCAGUUUGAGCCAGCUCCAAGGAGAGGAGAACCAGAUGUGACUCGAAGAACACCAGAUUAUUUCUUAUGAAACAGUCACAUGUGUUCCUUGAAGAUUGAGAUAUACAUGCCAGUAUUUUCAGAUGCUUGAGAUAGGAAAGGAGACUAUAAUGUGUAGCUUAACUUUUUGGUUGGUGAAAAGCUUUGUAACAUGGAGAAGCUAUAGGAUACCUUCAGCCUAAUUUUCGAUCUGACGUUCUUUAGAACUUCUUGGAUUGAAAAAUGAGAUGGUUAGGCUGUAAUGUAUCAUGUGAACCGAAGGUUUUCAGCAGUAAUUUUCUUUCGCAAUUUGAUAGACCUAUAAAUGAAUAUGUUUUGUCUA
This is a messenger RNA of Daucus carota subsp. sativus, 1462 nucleotides long. Its product is annotated as serine/threonine-protein phosphatase PP2A-2 catalytic subunit. Gene Ontology annotation, biological process: mitotic cell cycle. Gene Ontology annotation, cellular component: cytosol; nucleus. Lineage: Eukaryota; Viridiplantae; Streptophyta; Magnoliopsida; Apiales; Apiaceae. The transcript has 11 exons. Gene Ontology annotation, molecular function: protein serine/threonine phosphatase activity. The record is from RefSeq and is a predicted model, not a curated record. The coding region runs from base 230 to 1171 and encodes 313 amino acids.